Molecule: messenger RNA, 1089 nt
Organism: Lactuca sativa (garden lettuce)
Lineage: Eukaryota; Viridiplantae; Streptophyta; Magnoliopsida; Asterales; Asteraceae
Product: tropinone reductase homolog At5g06060
Molecular function (GO): oxidoreductase activity
Source: RefSeq, a predicted model, not a curated record
AAUGCUUUACAGAUUAUUAAGCGUCAGUAAUAUCCAAAUAAAUAUAACAACAGACUCGAUCAAUCGUAGCAUGACGACCGCCGCACCUUUCUCUGGUCCAGUCGGAAAUUCCAGAUGGUCACUUGCCGGAAUGACUGCUGUCGUCACCGGUGGUACACUUGGGAUCGGCUAUGCUGUGGUGGAGGAACUGGCGGAGUUAGGAGCAGAAGUGCACACCUGCUCACGUAAUGAAUCUGUACUUAACCAACGCUUACAAGAAUGGUCCGACAAGGGUUUUAAGGUCACUGGAUCCGUCUGCGACUUAUCUUCUCGUCCCCAACGGGAACAGUUUGUGGAAAAAGUCACAUCACUCUUCGGUGGCAAACUCAACAUCCUAAUCAACAAUGUUGGGACAAACGUAUUUAAAACUACGUUAGAGUUUACCGCAGAAGAGUAUUCCAAGAUCAUGGCUACCAAUUUGGAGUCUUGUUACCAUAUGUGUCAACUUACACAUCCUCUUUUAAAAGCUUCUGGAGCUGGAAGCAUUGUUUUGAUUUCAUCUGUUACUGGUCUCGUUCACGUUUCUGUUGGGUCUGUUUACAGUGCCACCAAAGGUGCAAUGAAUCAGCUUGCAAAGAAUUUAGCAUGUGAAUGGGCUAAAGACAACAUUCGGACUAAUAGUGUAGCACCAUGGUUCACUAAAACCCCACUCAUCCAGCAUCUUGUUGAAAGCGAGGAGUUUCUGGAAGCUGUGGCGUCUAGAACUCCUCUGAAACGCGUUGCAGAACCAAAUGAAGUUUCAUCUCUGGUGGCGUUCCUUUGUAUGCCUGCUGCUUCUUACAUCACUGGCCAAACCAUUGCUGUUGAUGGUGGAUUUACGGUCAAUGGAUUCCCGUGAAUGCAUACGAGCAGUAUUUUGCGUAAUGCUCAUGGAGUUCAAUUGAUGCAAUGCUAUCAAAAUUACGAGUUAUUGAUCUUCACAAUCUGCAGUUCGGAAUGACUUAUGUCGUAUUAAUGUUUCUUUUGAUGUUCUAGCUCUCUCUUUUCGUCUGUAAGUUGUUUGUUAUAUAAGUAAAAUGGUUGAAAUAAUUUGACUCGUGAUUUACGUUA